AUGAAGGAAACAGUUGCUGUCGAUGUCCACCGAGUGGUUACCAAACUUCGAACUCUUUCCAUGGAUCGAGACAAUCAACCUGUGAUUGUUCGUCGUGGAGUUACCACCUCAUUGGUUUCAUUUCUCUCCCAACCCCAUUACCACGUGAAUGUUAAAGUCAUUGCUUGUGAGACUCUCAAGAUGUUAUCCUCCCAUCCCGAUAAUCCAGAACUGAUGGCAAAAGAGCCUUCUCUCGUGGAAUCUCUCAUCUCCAUGUACAAAUCUGAAGUGGAUAAGACGAAUGCUCUGUGUGUUUUGAUUCAAGAUAUUAUCAAUAAUUUGUAUGGAAAUCUCUCUCGGGAACAAUUGGAAAUGUUACCCAGUGAUUUACUCUCCUCUCAAGCUCCAGUGAAUGGCUCCAUUGCUUCAUCAGUGGCUGCUCUUGCAAACUCUUCCAAUAAUGGCAGUGCCUCUUCGGUGGAUGCCAAGAAAAAGAAGAAGAGAAAGAAGAGAAAUGUUGUUUUGCAAGUUGAUCAAUUGGUCAAUGAAAAGCAACGACAACGAUUAGAAGAGUUGAUUUUGCAAUUGAAAGGAACCAUCUCUUAUACCUUCAAUGUCCCAAAGAAGCAAGUAACCAUCUACACCAGAACUUCCACAGAGAAGAUUUUGGAAGAGCUCGCCAAGAACUCUUACAUGACCUCUGUCAUCUCGGACAGUAUUUGUGAGACUGAAUACAAUCAUCACUAUUCGUAUGAUAAGGAAAAUUACACACCUCAAUACUUGUCUUCAGAAAAGUCAAGUAGUAGCACCAACAACAACAACAACAACACUCAAAAGAGUAGCUACAUGCAAAGCUUGGUUGCUUGUGAAGAUAAUAGUUUGCAAGCAAGGAGGAAGAAGAAGGCUGGAACCUCCUCUCAGCAACAACAAUCCAAAGAGGAACAAGGCAAUGGAGUUUCUGGUUUCAUUAGUAAGAUUACAAGCGUUUUCUGGUAA
Naegleria fowleri is the source of this 975-nucleotide messenger RNA. RefSeq lists its product as uncharacterized. The transcript has a single exon. Gene Ontology annotation, molecular function: protein binding; metal ion binding. Bases 1 to 975 code for a protein of 324 amino acids. The record is from RefSeq and is a predicted model, not a curated record. NCBI's taxonomy places the organism in Eukaryota, Heterolobosea, Eutetramitea, Acrasida, Naegleriidae.